Neltuma alba is the source of this 2661-nucleotide messenger RNA. RefSeq lists its product as uncharacterized. Gene Ontology annotation, molecular function: mRNA binding. The coding region runs from base 83 to 2413 and encodes 776 amino acids. Gene Ontology annotation, cellular component: cytoplasm. The record is from RefSeq and is a predicted model, not a curated record. NCBI's taxonomy places the organism in Eukaryota, Viridiplantae, Streptophyta, Magnoliopsida, Fabales, Fabaceae. The transcript has 5 exons.
CAGAGUCCCCGCAGGGUUUAAGCCUUCAGGUUUAUCACGGCCUGCCGCUCCCUGGUAAUGCCCGGUCGUCAUUUCAAUCUUAAUGGCUUGCCGUCCUUUCUCUGUUCUGCUCAUCAGACGCUUCUCUCCCUUACCUUUAAACUCUAAACCUCCUGCAACUACAAGCUCCUUCUACCUCUCUCAGCUUCUGACGUCCAAACCCUACUCAACUUCUCAAGACUCUGCCGCUGACCCCAAGCCCACUAGCCUUUCUGCCCGUCUUAGCUUCGUCUUUGAUCAAAUCGACGCCAUUGAGAAAGAACGCGACCAAAAGCACCAAACUCUUCAGCGAAUUCGAGCCUGGCGAGAGUCUAAGAAGACGCAGUUGCCGCCAAAUGACGCUAAUGGCCCAGAAUCAGAAAUAGGGUCCGCAGCUAAUGUCAACCCCAACCCAGCCGAUGCCGGUUUAGCUGAGUCGAAGUUGGAGGCGACGAGAGAGGAAGAGAGGCAUGGUGAAUUGGCGAAGAAGGAUGUAGAGUUGGUGCACCCGUGGCCGGAAUGGAUCGAAUUAAUGGAGAGGUUGGUUCAGCAGAAUUAUUUUGAUCACAGGAGGAGGGACGAGGAUAAACUGGUUCAUGAUUUGGGGUUCGAUUGUGCCGGGCUGGCAGAUGAUGAGGGAUUUGAGUUCACUAAGGAUUUCAAGAGCGUGCAAACUGCCUGCCUUAAUUUUGGGAAAGACCGUUUCGAUAUACUAAGGUCCUUGUCGAGGCAGGAUAUUCAAAUUCUGGUUGGUCUCGGAUGCCCGACUGCAGACAAAAAAGUGGUUUUCUCUGCUAAACUUCUGAGGAAGCAUGUCCACCUCGAUGAAGGAGAUGUCUGUAGUUCCUGCAGUUUGAGAAACUCUUGUGAAAGGGCAUAUCUGCUUACAAAUAAAGAGGAUGAGGCACGAACUGUUGAUGUCAUGCGGGUCUUAUUGACGUUUGGCUUUGAUCCUGUGAAUGGAUCAUCCACCACUAAGUCACUUCUAAAGCAAAAGUCUGUGAAAACUGUGGUUCGUAAGUUGCUUCAUGAGGUUGUUAAGUUGAGUUCAGUUCCUAUAGAUCCUAAUCUACCCCCUCCUGUCAUAAAAAAGCCGCCGCCAAAAGUGAAGCAACCUCCUCCUCCUCCAAGGAAACGUGUUGGACGGGAUGAUGUUGAGAUGAAAAAAGGAGACUGGCUUUGUCCAAAGUGUGAUUUCAUGAAUUUUGCAAAGAAUACUGUUUGCUUACAGUGCGAUGCCAAACGUCCAAAAAGACAGUUGCUGCCAGGAGAAUGGGAAUGUCCUGAGUGCAACUUCUUGAAUUACAGGAGGAACACGGUAUGCUUUCAUUGUGAGUGUAAACGCCCGCCUGAUGAAUUUCUGGAGAACAGCAUUCAAGACAAACAGCGUACUUCCAAACCAAGGGGGGAUAAGAUGUCGUGCAGGCAAGAGGUUUCCAAUGCUUGGAAUUUUGAUUUUGAUGAUGCUGAAUCGGAUGGUGCAGAUGUUGCAGCUUUUGAGUAUGCAGAUGCUCAUGCAAUAGAUGAAGAUUUCCCUGCAGAUGCCCAGGCUCAGCAUGAAAAUUUUGGACGGUGGGAAGGUGAAUUUGAGAAAACUGAUAGAGCGCAAGGAUCCCGUGAUGGAGAAUAUUCUAAUCCCAGUCCUAAUAGGCCUGGACUAGGGUUUGAUGAUUUUGAGGAUGAAGAUGAUAUAGAUAGUUAUGAACUAGAGGCACACAAUAAUAGUGCUAGAGCGAAAGCUUCUGAAAGUGAUUUUUCUGAAUUUGAGGACUCUUUAGAUGAACCGCGGUCCAUUCAUUCUAAUUUCAAGUCUGGUCGUUUUGCUGGUCCUGAACGGAAAGGCAAAGACAGGGUUCCAACCAAGAAAUUAAGCUUUGGUUCUGAUGAUGAUCUCGAUUUUGAUUUGGAAGAACAACGGUCCAUUCAUUCAAAAUUUAAGUCUAGCCGUGUUUCUGGGGCUGCACGAAAAGGCAAGGGCAAAGGCCCAACCAAGAAAUUAAGCUUUGGUUCUGAUUCUGAUGAAGACUUUGCAGGUGGCCUCUACUCUGAUGAGGAUGAAGAUUCAAACAAGAGGCAUACUUCAAGACGAAACAAUGGCAACAAGCAUGCUUCAGGAAGGAGAGACUUCAAGAGAGACCGGCAGCUUAGAUCCAAUGGUACCCGCCGAGCAAACGUGUUCAGUGCUGACUUCGAUGGAUCAUCUCGGCAGUCUUUUGGUAAAGGAAGAGACUCUACAAGAAAUGGCCGUAAUUGGCGGAUGUUCGAAGGGAGGGAGCGAGGCACGCGAUCACGCAGAGAACAAUCUGAAAAACAAGGAGGACAGUUUAACAAAUAUCGUAUGGAUCAGAAGGAUUUGGGUGAAUUUAGAAAUAGCCGACGUGUGAUUGAGCGAUAGAAGCAAGUUUCCAUUAGGGUGGUAUUAUACUCUAAUCCUAGUAUUUUCCCCCCCAAUGCUCGGGUACAUAAAAAGAAAAUUGUUGCAAUAAGACAUGAACAAAAUUAUUUAAAGAAUUUGAAUUUCAUGGAAAUGUCCGGGGAGGCCUUAACCGAAGAAAAUAUUUGCUUUCUAGCUCACCUGUCGUGAACGAUGUGGGAUAACAUUAAUGUUAUUUUCCGUAUUUUAUCUAAUUUUUUUAAACUUGC